CACCGCCUGAGGAAUGUCAACUAUUCAACAUGGAGACGGCGGUUACUACGCUCGAGACCAUGUUCCAGAAGGCGGAAUCUGAUCUGGAUUACAUCCAGGCAAUGUUGGAGUUUGAAAUGAUGAAACGGCUCCCUAAUGGACUCUCUCAAGAGGAAAAUCCUCUGGUCCUUGUACAGCAGCUUUCAGUGGUGAAAUCUCGUUACAAAACAUUGUGUGAACAGCUAGAGAAGAUUUCUGCGGAGCGGCGAGAGUCCAUGCGCGCUAUCCGUGCCACUCUUGCCAAAACAGUGAAGCUGGUCCAGGAAAUGCAGCACCACGCUGGUACAGAGAUCUCCUCUCUGUCUGAAGAAGAACAGCUUGCAAUGCAGCACUUAAUGUGCCAGACUCCUGAAGUGAGAGAAGGUUUGACAGAACAGAACUGUCCAAAAGAACAUGAAAUCCACUGAUGCCUUGCUAAACAUUUCAGAAAGGAGCUUUCCAGUUGAUGGUGAUGAACAAGGCCAUACAUUUUCAUUUAUAUUUUUUUAUCUGUUGGACAUUAUUCCUGUGCUUGGUACCUACGUCCCAAAACAUUGUUUAGAUGACCAAUGUGUAAAUGGUGCUGUUUUGAAUUAUGUGCUGGUGUUGAUAUUGUGUCUUUAUUAAGAUUUGGAAAGGUUUACAAAAUUAUCAGCCAGUUACAUAAUCUGAAUACUUCUGCCCAAAGGGCAGUUUUUUGUUUAUAUUAUUUAUAUAAGGAAUCUUGCCCUUCUAGUAUUUAUACAUUAAAAUUAAUUUCUGACCUACCAGAACAUUCUGUAAAAUUAGAUUGUGGUGGUUAUUUUAUUUUGCUUAGCCAGAGGCUGUACAAAACCAAUAAAAGAGACAGCAAUCCAUAAUUCCACAACUGAUGAAAAGACUGCCCAUGAACCAAACAAGAGUCUAUUUUUUCCCCAGAAAAUUAAUAAACAUUGGAUCUUCUAAACUCCUAAAUUGCACACACAAUAUAAUGCUUUGUGUCAAAAAUACCUUCAUCCCUUAAGGAAAAUGUUCCAUAGUAAAAAAUAAUACUUUUUAUUAAGAAUUUCAAACAGUACCAGGAUAUUUGAAGAAUAAUAGUAGUAAAUUUCUCUACUUUCUCAGAUUUAUAAAGCUAGACAUAUGUGCUUCUUCCUUAUUCAAAUUUUGGUACUGUGAAUGUGGCCCUUUCACUAUUGCAAAAUUACGCUACCGAACUUCUUAACAUUCUGAUAGCCUUGCUCUAAUUUAAUAGCUUUAAUACUCAUUCUCUGACAUUGAAGCAAAUGAACUUAAACCAUGAGUUUUGAAAUGAUUGUAAGAGAAGUCAGACAUUCUAGUUUCAAAUAAAAUAUGCUUAACCAAAAACAAAUGGCUGUAAGCUGUAUUGUGGAAUCAGGUGAUAUCACUGUGCCUUCAAAAAGUAGAUUAAAUACUGUGAAAAAUGCCCACAGAAAUCUGGAUUCAACUCUUUCUUUGGUAACAGAAGCUCCUGAAACCCAGAUUGGGACAUUUAGUAAUUGGGCUAGAGCUUUUGCUUCAACGAUAUGAACUGUUGGUUAAAAUAUCCCCUUUAAUCUGAAAAAAAUGAGCAGUUGUUGCUGAACUUUGGCUAGACUUCAUAAUAGCAUACUUGGAUACAUCAAACUAUAUAGCCACUCUA
This is a messenger RNA of Python bivittatus (Burmese python), 1660 nucleotides long. It is a transcript of the gene SKA2, whose product is annotated as spindle and kinetochore associated complex subunit 2. The record is from RefSeq and is a predicted model, not a curated record. Gene Ontology annotation, biological process: mitotic cell cycle; cell division; chromosome segregation. Lineage: Eukaryota; Metazoa; Chordata; Lepidosauria; Squamata; Pythonidae. Gene Ontology annotation, molecular function: microtubule binding. Gene Ontology annotation, cellular component: outer kinetochore; spindle microtubule.